CAAUGAUAAGCGGCUCCUAGAGGAAGAGGGCGGUACCCCGUGAAAGGAUUGUCCAAUGAGAAUCACCAAAGCCAGACCCAAGGCAGCGCCGAGGCGGAGGGGACGAUGGAGAAUUUCACAGCGCUUUUCGGCGCUCAGACUGACCCACCACCACCUCCAACCGCCCUCAGCUUCGGACCAGGAAAGCCUCCACCCCCUCCUCCGCCUCCUCCGGGUGGGGGACCCGGCACGGCCCCGCCUCCCACCUCAGCCACGGCUCCUCCCGGCGCGGACAAGUCAGUGGCUGGUUGUGGCCCCUUCUAUUUAAUGAGGGAACUGCCAGGUAGCACAGAGCUGACAGGCAGCACCAAUCUCAUCACGCACUACAACCUGGAACAUGCCUAUAAUAAAUUCUGUGGGAAGAAGGUGAAGGAGAAGCUAAGUAACUUCCUGCCCGACCUACCAGGGAUGAUUGAUCUGCCUGGUUCCCAUGAUAACAGCAGCCUCCGCUCCCUCAUUGAGAAGCCCCCUAUUCUUGGUGGCUCUUUUAAUCCUAUCACAGGGACCAUGCUGGCUGGUUUCCGCCUCCACACUGGCCCAUUGCCAGAGCAGUGUCGUUUGAUGCAUAUUCAGCCUCCCAAAAAGAAGAAUAAGCAUAAGCACAAACAGAGCCGUACCCAGGAUCCUGUCCCCCCAGAAACACCAUCCGAUUCGGAUCACAAGAAGAAGAAAAAGAAAAAAGAGGAGGAUCCUGAACGGAAAAGGAAGAAGAAAGAGAAGAAGAAAAAGAAGAACCGACAUAGUCCAGACCACCCAGGUAUGGGUAGCUCCCAGGCCAGCAGCAGCAGCAGCCUCCGCUAACAGGACCACUGGACUCUGCCAGGAUGGCUUUUCCUGCUGUACUGAACCUGACAAAAACUACCUUCUAGGCUCUUGGACACUCCCUUGGGAGCAUCUUGUAGCUGGGGUAGGGGCUAGCCCCUACUGUAUUCGGUUGAGAUUAAUAUGUUAGAAGGGCCAUGCUAUUGUAAGGCUUAGCCUAGUUGGCUUUCUCAUGAACAUCUCCUUCCUCUCCCAGAAAGCUGUCUCUUUUUCCCUCCUUUGUGCAACUUUUCUGAUUUAGGAAUUGAUUUGUUAGGGUUUUUCUUUAAAAAAAAAUUUACAUUUAUCAAAUUGGCUGAAAUGUGGCUGCCUGUUAAGAGGUAAGUACCUUUCUAUAAGAGUCAGGGUUUAAGACAAGGCACUGCUAAGAUCUGAGGGAAUCUGGGUCUUUUCAUUGCAUUAUCUCAUUAGCAGGCAAGGAAACCACCAAAAUCAGAUUGGGGAAUAUGCUCCAAAUGUGAGGCAGAAAUGUCAAUACUUUCCCACAGCAGACACAACUCUGCUGAUAAUGUUGAGAACCAAGUGCCAGGAUGAUAUUCAAGCUUCACCUGAAGAGCUGUUUUAGGUAGGGCUCAACAGUGUUCUAGCUCAAUUUUGUGUUGAAAACAGAAUAGCCAACUGAAAAAGCACCCACAGUCACCAGUGUAUUUGAACAAGAUUGGUUCUUAGGUCAGAAGCCUGUGAUCUUUUGAAAUGAACCUCUGGCAAGCAAAAGUAAAUGUUUCCCUUGUCUUUGUAAGAACUUUUGACUUGGCUCAUUCCUUAGUUAAGACAAUAAAAUUAUUUGGCUGAUGUGAAAACUUCUAAGACAGCAACAACAAAAAAAGGCAGCCUAAACUAUCAAAAUGUAAAAUGAACCCCAUUAGUUUUUGCAGCCAGCUAGGUAGCAGAAAAUAUCCAUGAGAAGAUCCCAACUAAAAUAAUCUGAUUUUAAAAUAAAUUUAAUAGGGGCUGGCCAGUUAGCUCAGUUCGUUAGAGUAUGACGUUGUGACACCAAGGUCAAGAGUUUGGUUCCCCACACCGGCCAGCCACCAAAACAAUAAAUAAAUUUAAUACAGAACAGUUAAAAUCUGUUGCUAUGAGCCAUGGUUGUUCCUAGAUCAGUGGACAGAAAACCACUCAUUCAGCUCAUUUUAAUCUGGGAUUUCAGAACAAGAAUUUAUAUACUCAAGUUAUGGACUGUGAAAAUAAAGCAUUCUGGCCAGUUU
Cynocephalus volans (Philippine flying lemur) is the source of this 2069-nucleotide messenger RNA. RefSeq names its product mediator complex subunit 19 (gene MED19). Gene Ontology annotation, cellular component: mediator complex. Gene Ontology annotation, biological process: positive regulation of transcription by RNA polymerase II. Gene Ontology annotation, molecular function: transcription factor binding; transcription coregulator activity. The record is from RefSeq and is a predicted model, not a curated record. The transcript is spliced from 5 exons. Bases 106 to 840 code for a protein of 244 amino acids. NCBI's taxonomy places the organism in Eukaryota, Metazoa, Chordata, Mammalia, Dermoptera, Cynocephalidae.